Lasiodiplodia theobromae is the source of this 1563-nucleotide messenger RNA. Its product is annotated as Ammonium transporter. The transcript is spliced from 4 exons. The record is from RefSeq and is a predicted model, not a curated record. Gene Ontology annotation, biological process: ammonium transmembrane transport. Bases 1 to 1563 code for a protein of 520 amino acids. NCBI's taxonomy places the organism in Eukaryota, Fungi, Ascomycota, Dothideomycetes, Botryosphaeriales, Botryosphaeriaceae. Gene Ontology annotation, molecular function: ammonium channel activity. Gene Ontology annotation, cellular component: plasma membrane.
AUGUCGUACUCGUGGGUCGGCGCGCCCGCGUCCUUCAACGGCACCGACACCGACCUCGGCGGUGAUUCGAAAACCGAGAACCUCAACCAAUGGUACCAGUCGGGCGACCAGGCCUACAUCAUCGUGGCCUCGGCCAUGGUGUUGAUCAUGGUCCCCGGCCUGGCCUUCCUCUACUCCGGUCUCGCGCGCAGAAAGUCCGCCCUCUCCAUGGUCUGGGCCUGCAUGGCUUCGUCCUCCGUCAUCACUUUCCAAUGGUACUUCUGGGGCUACUCGCUGGCCUUCAGCACAAACACCACCAACGGCUUCAUCGGCGACCUGUACAAGUUCGGUCUCAUGAGGACGCUGGGCGCUCCCAGCCCCGGUAGCCCGCUGAUUCCCGAGCUGCUCUACGCUUUCUACCAGAUGCAAUUCUGCGCCGUCACCGCCGCUAUCGUCGUCGGCUGCGUCGCUGAGCGCGGCCGCCUGAUCCCCUGCAUGAUCUUCAUCUUCGUCUGGGCCACACUCGUCUACUGCCCCGUCGCCUGCUGGGCUUGGAACGUGAACGGCUGGUUCUUCGCAUGGGGCGGUCUGGAUUAUGCCGGCGGUGGUCCCGUCGAGAUCGUGUCCGGAAUGUCUGCUCUGGCCUACUCGUGGAUCCUGGGCCGUCGCCAGGAGAGGAUGAUGCUCAACUUCCGCCCCCACAAUGUCUCUCUCAUCACUCUCGGCACCAUUCUGCUCUGGUUCGGCUGGCUCGGCUUCAACGGCGGCUCCGCCUUCGGUGCCAACCUGCGUGCCGUCAUGGCCUGCUGGAACUCCAACUUGACCGCCAUGUUCGCUGCCAUGACCUGGGUUCUCCUCGACUGGAGGCUUGCUCGCAAGUGGUCCAUGGUCGGCUGGUGCUCGGGAACCAUUUCCGGCCUCGUGGCCGCCACUCCUGCGUCCGGUUUCAUCACCCCCUGGGCCAGUGUCGUCCUCGGUAUCGUGACCGGCAUCGUCUGCAACUUUGCCACCAAGAUCAAGUUCUGGGUCCGCAUUGACGAUGCUAUGGAUGUGUUCGCCGAGCACGGCGUCGCCGGCAUGAUCGGUCUCUUCUUCAACGGUCUCUUCGGUGCCAGCUACAUCAUCGGUCUCGACGGCGUCAACACCGGCCUCCUCGGUGGCUGGAUCGACCACCAGUGGGUCCAGCUCGGCAAGCAGGUUGCCUACAUCGUUGCCGUCACCGCAUACGCUUUCGUCGUCUCCGCCCUCAUCGCCGUCGUCAUCGACAAGAUCCCCGGUCUUCACCUCCGCGCCUCCGAGGAGGCCGAGCUCCUCGGCAUGGACGACGACCAGCUCGGCGAGUUCGCGUACGAUUACGUCGAGGUUCGUCGUGAUUACCUGGCCUGGACCCCCGCCAAGAACGAGCCCGCCACGGCCGACCACCAGAUCCCUCAGGGAGAGCGCCACGGCAUUCCCCAGCACAGCCAGAUGCUCGAGGGUAAGGAGCCCAGCGAUUCGAGCUCUGGCCACGAGCACACUGGCGUCGCAGGAGACCGCCAUGCCGUGGCCCUGGAGGAGAAGGCGGAAGGCGCAAUGCAGAGAUGA